AUGUCGGGCUACAGCGGGGUGCCGUUGGGCAACGACCCGCGCUUCGGCGACAAGAUGAAGCGCUUGAAGAAGUCGAUGAAAUUCCCGUCCGAGUUGUCGCAGAAAGUGGACGUGCGAAGGGUCCGCAUGGAGGUGAUCCGGGAGUGGGUUGAGCGCCGCAUCACGGAGCUGCUGGGUGGGCUGGAGGACGACUUCCUGAUCGAGUACAUCCAGAGCUUCCUCGAGAAGCCGGACCUGGAGGGCAACAUUGACGGGAAGGACAUGCAGAUCAGUCUGACGGGCUUCCUGGAGAAGAACACGUCGCUCUUCAUGCGCGAGCUCUGGGGCCACCUCCUGUCGGCCAUGCAGUCCCCCGCGGGCAUACCGCAGAGCCUCCUGGACAGCGAGCAGCAGAAGCUGGCGCAGGUCAAGGCGCAGCGGGAGGCCGCGUUCCAGCACAUGCAGCAGCAGCAGGCGCUCGCGCAGACCCGCGGCGCCCUGCCGUACGGCCUGACGCCGGGGCGGGGCCCGUCCAAGUCGAAGCCCUCGCGGUGGGCGCCGGCCGAGGGCGAUGAGGCGCAGCCACCCCCCAUCGAGGCGGCGGGGGCGGUCGCUGCGCGGGCGGGCGAGGCGGGCGCUGGUCGCGAGGUCGGCGGGGGCGGCGGGGACGGAGGCCGGCGGCGGCGGUCUCGCUCGCGGUCGCGGGAGCGGCGCAGUCCGGGGCGGCGGGACCGGGAGGGACACCGGGAGCGGGGGCGCGACCGGGAGCGGCACAGGGACCGGGACCGGGAGGGGGACAGGCGCAGGGAGAGGCGGGACCGGGAGCGGGGGGGCGAGGGCGAGGGGUCGCGGCGUGACGGGGGCCGGCACAGGUCGCACAGGGACCGCCGGGACAGGGAGGGGUCGCGCGAGCGGGAGCGCAGGCACCGGCACCGCGACGACCGUCACGAUCGCCGGAGGCGGGAGCGGCGUCGCAGCAAGGAGAGGGACUCGGGUGGGGCGGGGAGCCCAGCGCGCGACGACGGCGGGGAGGCUGCUCGUGCGCGGGCGUCGCGCAGCAGGUCGCGGUCGCCACCGCGUCGUGCUUCUGGCGGCGAAGCGAAGGAGGGCGGGGACGCAGUUGCGCGGCAGGGGAGUGGCGAGUAG
Pedinophyceae sp. YPF-701 is the source of this 1125-nucleotide messenger RNA. NCBI's taxonomy places the organism in Eukaryota, Viridiplantae, Chlorophyta, Pedinophyceae. The record is from the annotation of a GenBank genome assembly.